This is a messenger RNA of Coregonus sp. 'balchen', 8511 nucleotides long. The record is from the annotation of a GenBank genome assembly. Lineage: Eukaryota; Metazoa; Chordata; Actinopteri; Salmoniformes; Salmonidae.
AUGGGCAUUGUAACAUCAUACCAAUGUGCCAGCAGUAAGCAGAAGGAGAUGAGGGCAGCUGGGUACAACAACAUCAAAUGCUGGAGGGAGGACUGUGAGCUGUUUUUCCAACAUAGUGCCACCGGAGAAGUCUGCCCCCGACCCCCUCCUACUGCUAAACCAACAAAGGAGGCUGGAAGAGAGGAGGAAUUCGAGGAGAGGGCUGAAAUAGAGGGGGAGGUUGAGGGUCCAGUGGAGGAAGAGAUGGAAAGAGAGGAGGCAGAGUGGGGUCCAGUGGAGGAAGAGAGCGAAGAAGAGGAGACAGAGUGGGGUUCCCUGCUAGGAGAGACAGAAAGAGAAGAAGAAGAAGGACGUACAUCAUCAGUGCUAGAAGGAAAUGACAGACAGGAAGAGGACUCUGAUUCAACAGUGGAUUCAGAGACUGAAUACUUUGGAUUAAACCUCACCUGUGAGAGUGAUUAAAGAAGUGUCCUAACACAGGGUCUGUAGAUUACAGGGUAUUAGGCUACAUCUCUGAACAACAAGGGACUAUCAUAGUUUGGGGACCGACUCACAAUACCGGAUGGUAACACUUUGAACUGUACUUCAUGACAUGGUCGUAAAUAUGAUAUAACAAGUGUUAUAGGAAGAUGUUAUGACACCUUUUCACUGAAUGUCAAGUGCCAUUUUCCAUGUAUUGGAAAACCGUUUUACAGAUAGGUAUACUUGAAUAAAAAUGUUGAUUUGCUUCUUUUGUUCAGGUGUCAACAUUCUUAACUUGCUGAUCUGAGUGCAGAUUUCGAGAUGAUCAGAUAUCAUAGAGAAAUACUUUAUCGUAGCCUACAUGUGGUAAAUAAUAUGGUUCAUACAUACACGUGGUAGAUUGUUAUAGAAUAUUACUUUCACACUGUAUUGAUCCUGUAUCUAGACAAGCCUCAUCCUGUGCACUGCAUAUUCUGUCAAUGGCAAACUUUACAUGAAACUUUUCAAUGAUAUCCAGAGGGGGAAACCAGAGACUUAAAGGGUCUACAGACAAUACGCAAACUGGGCCUUUUUUAUUUAGAGAUUUGCUAAGCGCAAGUAUGUGUAUGUCCAGUUUGGAGGAGCGUCUGUGUGAGCUGGUGAGAUAAUACGAGAACCUUUACAACCCUUACGAUGCGGUUGUAUUCGGACAAGCAAGUAAAAGACAACAGCUGAAGGGAGAUAUCACAAAAUGUGAACACCGAUACUGAUAUCAAAGAAACAUGGAGAAAGAUUCAGGACCGGUAUGUUCGCAAUCUGAAAAGGGUGAAGGAGACGAGGAGUUGUCCCACCGAUUGUCAGACAACUGGAUUUGCUUGGUGUUCAUGUGAAACAUCGUCAGACAGACAACAAUAUGCCAGAUACGGUGUGUACUCGUCAUGCAGCCGAGUCCUUUUGGACAGUCUUUAUGAUCUUACGUUUGGCAGACCAAAUUAGAGAAAUUGUGAGUGGUAGUAUAGAUACAGUACUAGUCAAACGUUUGGACACACCUACUCAUUAAAGGGGUUUUUCUUUAUUUUUUUACUAUUUUCUACAUUGUAGAAUAAUAGUGAAGAAAUCAAAACUAUGAAAUAACACAUAUGGAAUCAUGUCAUCAAGGCAAAGGGUGGCUAUUUUGAAGAAUCUCAAAUAUAAAAUAUAUUUUGAUUUGUUUAACACUUUUUUGGUUACUACAUGAGUAGCUCAGCUGGUAGAGCACGGCGCUUGUAACGCCAAGGUAGUGGGUUCGAUCCCCGGGACCACCCAUACACAAAAAUGUAUGCACGCAUGACUGUAAGUCGCUUUGCAUAAAAGCGUCUGCUAAAUGGCAUAUUAUUUAUUAUUACAUGAUUCCAUAUGUGUUAUUUCAUAGUUUUGAUGUCUUCACUAUUAUUCUGCAAUAUAGAAAAUAGUAAAAAUAAAGAAAAACCCUUGAAUGAGUAGGUGUGUCCAAACCUUUGACUUGUACUGUAUAGUCGUGGUCAAACGUUUUGAGAAUUACCCAAGUAUUGGUCUUCACAAAGUUCGCUGCUUCAGUGUUAUGAUAUAUUUUGGUCAGAUGUUACUAAGGUAUACUGAAGUAUAAUUGCAAGACUUGAUUUCUUGGUUAACCGAGAUUACCUGCACACAGGUUUCAAACCGGGUAGUGUCAUUUGGUCGCAUGGGUCGAUUCGAUUGUCCAAUUUUUUGCUUAAAUGAGGGGAGGUCCUGAAGGUCUUCUGUUAACAUUGUAAACCUUCCUUACUCAACCAUGACGGUCAGUGACUGCUUCAAGCCUAGGGAGGUAGAAAAGGAGAAUUGGAACCAGGCCCUAUAGUUUUAAAUUUGGCGCCUUACAGCCAACAUGGCGGUGUACACGUUUUUUGGUUUGUUGACAUGGUGGUAGCCUCGUCGAGACCCAGGCAAUUUAGCUCAUUGGACCCCUAAUCAGGAAGCCUGGAGAAGUCCGUGGCAGAAAGUGGGCUUGUUCAACAUUGCAGGCGACUGCCGACUGACUGAUCUACAAAUCACCUUGCAUCAUAAAUAACGACUCAGUACAUCACAGUUUACCCAUGAUACAUCACGGUCUUAAUGCUCUCUUCUUCUUCUUUGAUGAGGUUUAACGGCGGUUGGCAUCCAAUACAUGUUGCAUUACCGCCACCUACUGGACUGGAGUAGAACUCCCUUAUACUUAGCUUGAAAAAAAAAUAUACCCUACCAUCUAACACAAAAAAAUAAUAUAAAUAUAUAUAUAUAUAUAUAUAUAAUAAUCAUAAUAAAUAAAAAUAAAAAACACCACCCUACUCCACUAUUUAUAUCUAUUUAGUUCUACUUCAGGCCAACAGCCUGAAAGGAUGGGACAUCACCACUUAACACACCCUGUAUCUCUGCUGAUGUCAAGUCUCGCACACCCAAAUACCUCUGCAAGCGGCCACCACACACCCAAAUACCAUCUGCAGCUUGCCCACCACACCCAAUACCCUCUGCAAGCUGCCACCACACCCAAACCACCUCUCUGCCGCUGCCACCACACCCAAAUACCUCUGCAGGCUGCCACCACACCCAAAUACCCUCUGCAGCUGCCAGCCACACCCAAAUACCUCAUGCAGCUGGCCAUCACACUCCAAAUACCUCUGCAGCUUGACCACCCACACCCAAAUACCUCGCAGCUGCCACCACACCCAAAUACCUCUCUGCUUGCCACCACAACCCACAAUACCAUCUCUGGUUGGCCACCACACCGCCCCAAAAUACCUCUCUGCUGCCAACCACACCCCAAAUACUCUGCAGCUGCCCACCACAACACCCAAAUACCUACUCUUUUGCCGGUGUACCACCCACACCAAAUCCCUCUCUGCAGCUGCCACACAACACCAAAUACCUCUGCAGCUGCCACCCUACAACACCCAAAUUCUACCCUCUGCAGCUGCCACCAACACCCACAUACCUCUCUGCUGCCACCACACCCAAAUACCUACCUCUGGCAGCUGCCACCACACCCAAAUACCUCUGCAGCUGCCACCACACCCAAAUACCUCUGCAGCUGCCACCACACCCAAAUACCUCUCUGCAGCUGCCACCACACCCAAAUACCUCUGCAGCUGCCACCACAACCCACAAAUACCUCUCUGCUGCCACCACCCCAAAUACCUCUGCAGCUGCCACCACCCCAAAUACCUCUGCAUGCUGCCACACACACCCAAAUACCUCUGCAGCUGCCACCACACCCAAAUACCUCUCUGCUGCCACCACACCCAAAUACCUCUGCAGCUGCCACCACACCCAAAUACCUCUGCAGCUGCCACCACACCCAAAUACCUCUGCAGCUGCCACCACACCCAAAUACCUCUGCAGCUGCCACCACACCCAAAUACCUCUCUGCUGCCACCACACCCAAAUACCUCUCUGCAGCUGCCACCACACCCAAAUACCUCUGCAGCUGCCACCACACCCAAAUACCUCUGCAGCUGCCACCACACCCAAUACCUCUCGCUGCCACCACACCCAAAUACCUCUGCAGCUGCCACCACACCCAAAUACCUCUCUGCAGCUGCCACCACCACCCCAAAUACCUCUGCAGCUGCCACCACACCCAAAUACCUCUGCAGCUGCCACCACACCCAAAUACCUCUCUGCAGCUGCCACCACACCCAAACCAACCUCUCUGCAGCUGCCACCACACCCAAAUACCUCUCAGCUGCCACCACACCCAAAUACCCUCUGCAGCUGCCACCACACCCAAAUACCUCUCUGCAGCUGCCACCACACCCAAAUACCUCUCUGCAGCUGCCACCACACCCAAAUACCUCUGCAGCUGCCACCACACCCAAAUACCUCUCUGCAGCUGCCACCACACCCAAAUACCUCUCUGCUGCCAAACCCACACCCAAACUACCUCUGCAGCUGCCACCCCAACCACACCCACAACCCUCCUCUCGAGCUGCCACCACACCCAAAUACCUCUGCAGCUGCCACCACACCCAAAUACCUCUGCAGCUGCCACCACACCCAAAUACCUCUGCAGCUGCCACCACACCCAAAUACCUCUCUGCAGCUGCCACCACACCCAAAUACCUCUCUGCAGCUGCCACCACACCCAAAUACCUCUGCAGCUGCCACCACACCCAAAUACCUCUCUGCUGCCACCACACCCAAAUACCUCUCUGCAGCUGCCACCACACCCAAAUACCUCUGCAGCUGCCACCACACCCAAAUACCUCUCUGCAGCUGCCACCACAACCUCAGUUUUCUGCGACAUACGUUCCAUCCCUGCAGUACAGUUGAUAACCAUUGCUAUAAAUGCUAGAAAUCCAAUCUUACUUAAAUAUAUAUCACUUGUUGGUUUAUCCCUCUGUACUGGUACAGAUCUACUAUUCACAUCACUCCUCUCACGUUCCCUCCCCCUUGACCCAUCUUCCUCUACUUUCUUCACUGCCUCAGCAUGACAACUUCUGCACUACUCUAACCCUGGAAAACUCAACCUGCCUCUCUCGCACAGGACAUUUCUGAUCCCCAGCCCCAUGGGCACCCCUACAAUGAACACAUACCACUACUUUCCCCAAUGCUACACAUUCCUUUGUCUCAUGCCCUUCUGCACACUUCUCACACCUAGGAACCUCCCUCCUACACACUGCUGCCACAUGCCCAUAAGCUUGACACCUGUAACAACGUAAUGUAUUCGGCACAAACGCUCGUACAGGAUAACUUAUAUAUCCUAACAUCACUUUGUCGGACAAAGACUCAACAUCAAAACUCAAAAGGACAGACAAUGACUCUUCUGUUUCACCACUCUCGCCACCCUGUCUGCGUCGCACCAAACGACGAGCAUCACAAACACCGGGAAUCUUCCCCCUUCAGUUUGUCAGCUUUCACAUUUACCGCUACCCCAGUAAUUACUCGUUUCAAUGGCACCCUUUUCUUGAGAGCAAAACAAUUCACAUCUCUUGCCCCCAUUGGUUUAACACGGAGCGCCUGCUCCCUCUGACCAGCAGAAACACAAACAAUUAUCACAAGACCACUUCUGGUUACCUUCACCGAUUCCACAGCACCCAACUCUGUUGUCACCCACCCUGAAACCACAAACGGAUCAGCCAAAAGGCAAAGGUCCACUUUUUCCAAAAACUUUACUCCUACUGUCACAGACUCAUCUUUAUCAUGACACUCGGUGCAAGCUUUGAGCUACGAGAACUUUACCACACCAAUACUUCACCCUCUUCCAUUUCUCCUCCUGUCUUCAGCUCACUCUGCUUACACUUUCUACCAUUCUUCUUUAACAAACCAUCUCCUUUUUUCCCGCCAUUUUUAACCGACUCAAGCUCACUCUCUUCCUCCCUCUCUCUCUCUCUUAGACCACCUCUGCCUCUAUUUUUCCCUCCAUUCCUUCUCCGUAUUCCAAGUAUAACUCUCCUUAUGAUAAUACUGCACUUCUCCUGACAUACAUCUUGUUCUUGCCUUCUCAAGCGACGCCAUUUAACGGGCUGUCACAAUCUCCAGUGCCAUCAGCAUGAACCCCUCGGGAUGUAGCGCUCAACAGUUCAAGCCUUGAUGCUCUCGAACACGGCCAAUAGCUAAUAAGGGGUGGGAACCCGGUGUAAACUGAGGGAGUUCUAUUAAUGCACCGGAUAUUCCCCGGGUGAAGCGGAUUUGAACCGGGCUGCCUCCCGGGCGUGAGCCAGGAGCCGUAGGUUAAGCACAUGGAGUAAUGUGUUUUCACAUGCAAAAGUGAUUGCUUUUGAAAAUUCAAACACAUAUUUUAUGGAAAAGAGAUAUAUGUUUCUGAACGAUGCCUUGUUGACAACAUGUCUGAGCGUCGCAGAUUACUGUUCUAUUUGAGAAGGGCGCUCCUCCCUCACCGCUUUUGCCCGUUCACGUCACGGGGCAUAGGCUUGUACACUGUGGCUCAGGUUAAUAGAGCUCCCUCAAUGGGUGUAAAUCAGUGACGCCUCACAACACAUCAAACAUCAAAACGCCUUGCUUGGGCGGAGCUCCAAAGGUGCUCACUAGAUUAGUGUCGUAGGUGCAACAGUGUGCGAGGAUGACGCGUGGCAAAUGUUUGCGGAAGUAAUAAAUGGUUGCGUUCCCCCUGCUCAAAUGUUGCAUGCAUCAACCAAUGGUUGCGUGCGACGUCAUCGACUGUGCCGUCAGGAACUAGAUUGCUAUAACGUAUGAUGUGGUUUAGCUGAUUCUUAAAAUACCUAUCCAGACGUUGUAAGAACUGGUAUACGUCAGCAACACCUGGGCAGAGGAACUCACCCAAUAUGUUGUUGUUGAAGAGUCUGAGGAAGCACAGUGCAGCAUUGAUGGGAAUCACGUUCCCAGAGUUCCCAGAGUGCCCCGUGGGUGGAUGUCGCAGUAGCUAGGAUCACUAAUAGUGACGGUAGACUUUGUUGCGUUUAUUGCACAAGUGCUACAUUUCACUGUACACAAACUAAUGCAAAAAUGAAGAAACUAAGACAUUUUUGUGAAGGCGGCAAAAAAAUAUAGAAAAAUGUAUCUCCAAGACUUCACGGCCGAAACGUUGCAGGAAAUACUGAAGGGAGAUGUUCCCCCCCCCUCUCAGGCUCCUGAGUCUGUGUAAGGAUCUGAAUAGACAUUUGAAACCGACUGAAGGAGUAGAUUUUUGUUUUUGUUUACUUUUGGAAUAUUAGGAGUAUGUUUUUCAUCCCGUUGUCCCCUAUCAUUUCUAAGUUAAAGUUUCUCCGUUUUCAAACCCAUCCAGUAGGUGGCGGCAAAACGCCUAUAGGUGUGGUUCAUCAUAAAACCUUGAAGAAGAGAAGAUAGCAAGGGAAGAAGAAGAAGAAGAUGGAGGCGGGUGUGAGAAAAAUGGCGGGAAAGGAAGUUCUGUUUGAAUCAGAUGGCGUGUUGAGAGGAUUACAGUUAAGAGAAGUAAAGUGGAUCCAAACAUCGUUCUGAUUGUAAUUUGGUCGGGUUUUGGAUUGAUGUUGUUACCUGUGAGAUCCGGGUUGGGAUUUGUUUUCUCAUAAUUGGAUUGAAGUGAUGAAUAGCUUAGAAGGAAUGCAUUAAUGAGGAGCAUAGGUUUGAACUAUACUGAUAUAAAUUGUUUCACAUAACAGGCUGUGAUUCAUGUGAGGAACGUUAGGAGCUAGGAUGAGAUAAAACUUGUAUUUCUUAUAGAUAAGACUUGUAUUUCUCACAGAUACGAACACUGCCUCUUUGUUGUCUGUGAACCGUCCUUGAACGUAGUACAGUGGAAUGGUGUCUUUUGGGUGCUGACUCCACAGGUUGUUAUGAUAAAAACUUAUGCCUGGCAACAGUGUGCAACAAGUGGAGCGCAGAGGGGUUGGGACCAACCCGUGCGCCAACGGAUUGGCUGAGUAAGUCUAAACCACGCUCAGCGUCUACUCUGAUUGGCCAGCAGAGAGGUGGGAACUCUCUCUGUCAGAGUAUUUGAGGAAGAACCGGUAACAAUGGAUCAGUUCUCUGAGUGCCCUGCGUGGUAUUUCAGCGGACCCGUAUAUUUGAAGUUUCUAUAACAAUGUGUUGAUGAGAAUAAUGAGUGGGCUUAAUGUUUUUUUGUGUAUCUUUGGAACAGAAGGAGCUCUGUGACUCAAAAAGAUAUGGGAUUGGAAUGUGUCGUGUGUUGAUCUUGGAAGCAGGGCGCUGAUCAAGGGUGUUAUCUCUGGGGUGAUGAUUGGAAUGUGUCGUGUGUUGAUCUUCGAAGCAGGGUGCCGAUCAAGGGUGUUAUCUCUGGGGUGGUGAUUGGAAUGUGUCGUGUGUGGAUCUUGGAAGCAGGACGCCGAUCAAGUCUGCCCCCGACCCCCUCCUACUGCUAAAUCAACAAAGGAGGCUGGAAGAGAGGAGGAAUUCGAGGAGAGGGCUGAAAUAGAGGUGGAGGUUGAGGGUCCAGUGGAGGAAGAGAUGGAAAGAGAGGAGGCAGAGAGGGGGCCAGUGGAGGAAGAGAGCGAAGAAGAGGAGGCAGAGUGGGGUUCCCUGCUAGGAGAGACAGAAAGAGAAGAAGACAGAGGACCAACAGUCCAGGGAGAGACUGAGAGAGAGGAAGAGGGACAUAUUAAGGGCCCAGUGCACUACUUU